GAGGUUAUAGGUACAAUGACUAUGGAUUACUUUUGGUGAUAUUCAUCAAAAUAAGCACCAGUUUGUUUGUAUGUAUUGAUUGUUAGUGAUAAUCAAAAUGAAAUUCUUCACUAAUUCAGCAAAAUCCGUCGCUCGUAUUGGUACAUUAACCAACUUCGAAAGGAUUCCUACAAUUAGUUUCGAAACUCCUCUUGCCCUUAUUUAUACGAAGGGAGGAAGUGUACCACAUUUAACCAAAGAUGUUUUUAAAAUGGUCACCACAGAUCCGCAACUUCUGUCUGUUUCAUUACCUUCUACUCUUAUAAUGACUGAAGCAAUGAAAGAAGCUAAUAUUAGUUUUUCAAAUUUUGUUAGUAUGCAGGAACACAUAAAUAUGUUAACAAUUCAUGAUCCAGCUGAUCUUACACCUUCAGGGCAUCAAAUGCUUGAUACCAUUCCUGUCUGGCCUAGAUCUGGCAGAAUCCAAAUGUCAGCUAACAAGUAUAUGGAUCUUGUUGAAACAUUUAAACCUGACUGCUAUGUUGCCUUAUGUGAUGGGGACACUAACAUUGAUAGUAGCAAAAAAAGAUCUGAAAAUGCAGUUAAUCGUAGUAAAACACUGUUUGAGCAAUGUUUAUCCAGGCAUACUGCUUCAGAAAGUUUAAAAUCAACAGGAAUAUUAGGUGCUAUUGAAGGAGGCUAUAAUGUCGAUGCUAGAUUAGCAUCAAUAGAUUAUUUAAAAGAUAAACCUGUAUUAGGAUAUGUGAUAGACGGAUUGCAUAAUAAUGGACCACUUGUACACAGUAUUACAUCAGAACAAAUUAAGCAAAUAGUAGAACAGGCUGUGAGUUUGUUACCUUCUGAAAAAUUGAAAGUAUCAAUGGGAUGCUGGAAUCCACCUACAGUGUUAGAUCUUAUUGAACUAGGUAUAGAUGUGAUAUCGUUUAGAGACAUAAGAUAUGAAGAAGACUUUUCUCCAAUAUGUUCUCAUUGUGAAUGUCUUACGUGUAAAAAUCACACUAGAGCAUAUUUAUACCAUUUACGAAAUACCAGGGAAAUGCUACUUGACGUGUUGUUAAUGAUACACAAUAUUCAUCACUAUCUAGAAUUCUUUAAAGCUAUUCGAGAGAAUAUAAAAAGUGGCACUUUUGACGAGUUGAAGCAAAAAAUUAAUUUAAAAUUUGAAAACUUUGGCAUAUUGGAAUCGUGUAAAGUUGUUGUUGCGGAAGAACUAAAAUCUUCAAAUACAUAA
This is a messenger RNA of Dufourea novaeangliae, 1231 nucleotides long. RefSeq names its product queuine tRNA-ribosyltransferase subunit QTRTD1 homolog. The transcript is spliced from 7 exons. The record is from RefSeq and is a predicted model, not a curated record. The coding region runs from base 98 to 1231 and encodes 377 amino acids. Gene Ontology annotation, molecular function: tRNA-guanosine(34) queuine transglycosylase activity. NCBI's taxonomy places the organism in Eukaryota, Metazoa, Arthropoda, Insecta, Hymenoptera, Halictidae.